CAUGGAGUGGAGACUGAUCAGCCAAACAGUCCAAUAACAAACAAAUCCCCAUGUCAUGACAGAAAAGAUGUGAGUGAUGGAAGCUACUGUGCAGUCACCAGAUGAACGUCUGUGGUGGAGCGAUCUUGUAGAUGAUUUAUAUGAGAGCUAUGACAACUAUUCUUUUUAUGAAGACAUCAGUUAUGAGGAUGCGGAUGUUUGUGACCUGACUACGGGUAUCAAUUUUGAAGCAGUGUUCAUCCCAGUUCUGUACUCAGUAGUGUUUUUUGUUGGAAUCCUGGGGAAUGUAUUGUUGAUAUUAGUGCUACUAAAAAGCAGGAAGAUGUGGAACGUGAUGGAUACCUUCAUCCUUCACCUGGCUGUGGCGGAUACCCUGCUGCUGCUGAUGCUGCCGCUCUGGGCUGCACAGUCCGCUAGCCUGGUCGGGUGGACAUUCGGGACCCCUCUCUGCAAGAUCACUGGAGCUGUUUUUACGAUCAGCUUGUAUUGUGGGAUUUUCCUCCUGGCCUGCAUCAGCGUGGACCGCUAUCUCUUCGUCGUCCAUUCUACCAAGAUGUACACUCGCAGGAAUCCUCGUGUGAUUCAUGCCAGCUGCUUGGUGGUGUGGCUCUUCUCUCUGAUCCUCUCCUUGCCUGACUGGUACUUUUUAGAAGCCGUGGAAGAUGUGCGACAAAGGAGAACAGAGUGUGUUCAUAACUACUUUAAACUUAGCCCAGAAUAUUUUUAUACCUUAAAAAUGUCCACAAGAUGGCUGUACCACACUAUAGGCUUCCUCUUACCUUCAUUUGUUUUGAUCUUCUGCUACGUCCGCAUCCUAUGGCAGCUGAGUUAUGGCACCCAAGGUCUCCGAAAUCAGAGAGCAUUUAAAGUCAUAAUAGCCGUGGUGGCAGCUUUCUUUCUCUGCUGGACUCCACUUAACAUCACACUCAUUGUGGACACAAUUCACCAAAACGACAGUGGUGUAACGGCAUGUGGAACUAGAACAUCUCUGCAUAAAGCUCGGUUAGUGUCUGAGAGUUUGGGAUACCUUCACUGCAGCCUCAAUCCUAUCCUGUACGCCUUUGUGGGUGUGAAGUUCCGAUAUCAGCUGCUGAACAUCUUCAGGUCCAUGGGCUUCAAGCUUAAAAUGAGUGUGAAAUCUGAAUCUCUUCCCAGGAGGGGCUUCAUUGGGUCUGAGUCAGCCGACACAUUCAACUCCAUCGCAAUAUGAAAGGCAACAGUGAGAAGCUGCCUCACAUUUACACCUGCUAAAUGACAAAGAAACCAAAAAAAAAUAUUUCUCUGGUCAGCUGGGUAAUUGUUGGUAAAUUAGGAUUAAGAGUGUUUUCAGCAUUUUCACUAUCUAGAGGAAAUCUAAUAUCGUUUUUUUUAUGUUUAAAUGUAAUUUUGUAUUGUAUUGUUUUUAUAUGCAAAAUUCAUGAGAAUAAAUGUGUUUUAUUAUUGCUAGGUUUAAGAUAAAAGAAUGUCGGGGUUGACUAAAAAUGAUUUAACUUGCCUUCAGCCUCCCUCAGAAGAUGUACGGUAGCUAAAAAGGUAAGGAUUUAGAUCCAUCAAGCACAUAAUGUUCCUUAUUUCUGUCCAUUGUGCAUCCAGUUUUUGCAUAGGAAGUGUAAUGUCAUGAUCCCCAGGUGCUUGUAUUUGAAUUUAGUUAUUUUUGGGGAUCAUGUUUUCUUUAGUUUUGCAUUGUUUAUGGAUUUAGAUACUUUACUCUUGUCCCUGUUAGGUCUUUGCUUGCAUGCUUGUAUUUUGUUUUCAGUUGUUUUUUUUUUAGUGUCUGUUUAUCCAGUGUAGGUUUUGCAUUCUGGUAAGGUUCUGUUUUACUGCUUGUCCCCUGCCAUCCCAUUGCUCUCUCUGUUCCCUACCUUUAUUGAUCACCCCUCUUCCCAAUAACAUCUGCCUCUUCACCUGGCUUCUGCCUCAUCAGCUCAUUCCACCCUGUGUAUUUAUAAUCCUGGCAUUUUAUUUUUACUCAGUGCUGGUGCGACUGCUCAACUUAUGGUUCCUACCCGAGUUCUCCUGGCUGUAUUUUUUGAGUUUCUAGACUGAUUCAUCUCUCUAAGUUUUUUGUAAAAUCAUUUUAAAUCAUUAAAUCAUUUUUGGCUGCA
Molecule: messenger RNA, 2105 nt
Organism: Fundulus heteroclitus (mummichog)
Lineage: Eukaryota; Metazoa; Chordata; Actinopteri; Cyprinodontiformes; Fundulidae
Product: C-X-C chemokine receptor type 3
Exons: 3
Coding region: 77-1210 (377 amino acids)
Biological process (GO): G protein-coupled receptor signaling pathway; immune response; chemotaxis
Cellular component (GO): membrane
Molecular function (GO): chemokine receptor activity
Source: RefSeq, a predicted model, not a curated record